AUGAGCGGAUGGAAUCGCAGAUUCCAUCGGAUCAUCCUCCUCCAGAGUGCAGAGAAGGGACGACGCAGGUGGGAGGGAAGGGGUAUCCAGAAAUUCGUUGGGUCCAUCAAGGAUCAAGUAGAGUCGAUUCCGUGGAAAGUUCCAUGGUUCCUGACGUAUCCGGGUCAACGUCCGAUCGGACGCCAGAGCUCCGAGCAGACGAAAGAUGACUCGUGUGCUCGCGAGGUAGAGUAG
Molecule: messenger RNA, 234 nt
Organism: Peronospora matthiolae
Lineage: Eukaryota; Oomycota; Peronosporomycetes; Peronosporales; Peronosporaceae
Source: the annotation of a GenBank genome assembly